Hyla sarda is the source of this 687-nucleotide messenger RNA. It is a transcript of the gene VMA21, whose product is annotated as vacuolar ATPase assembly factor VMA21. Gene Ontology annotation, biological process: vacuolar proton-transporting V-type ATPase complex assembly. Gene Ontology annotation, cellular component: endoplasmic reticulum membrane. The coding region runs from base 90 to 410 and encodes 106 amino acids. The transcript has 3 exons. Lineage: Eukaryota; Metazoa; Chordata; Amphibia; Anura; Hylidae. The record is from RefSeq and is a predicted model, not a curated record.
CGCCUGACGUCACUGUCACGGGUCAUGUGACAAGGAUCACAUGACACUGUUCAGCCAGGAAGUGAAGCUGAUUGUGGAACAGAAGCAUUAUGGACAGAUACGAGAGAGCGGCUCUGAAUGCGGCCAACAUCCCCCCGGCGGAGUUCAACACAGCACGAAAUGACAGUUCCUUAGUGUCCACCCUGAAGACUCUCCUAUUCUUCACCAUCUUAAUGAUUAUGCUACCAAUUGGCCUCUACUUUUCCUCUAAGGUGUAUGUGUUUGAAGGUGCAUAUGGGAUGUCUAACAAGGAUAGUUACUUCUAUGCUGCCAUUGUGGCUGUGAUCGCUGUACAUGUAGUUUUGGCCAUGUUUGUGUAUGUGGCCUGGAAUGAAGGUUCUCAGCAAUGGCGUGAAGGAAAACAAGACUAAGGCCUUCAGACACUGCUCAGGAUACGGACUCUUUAUGUGCAGGGACCUUUCCACACUUGUGAUAAUGAUUUAAGUUUUAGGAUUUUUAUUUUAAUUUUUUUAUGUUACAAUUUCUCCGUUCCAUACUGUGUUGCUAUAGGUCUGGAUAAAAUAGUCCCAUCUUUUUCGAAAAUCACACACAGAGAGACUUCAGUGGCCCAUCCUGCAUCCCUUAUAUAUUUAAUUAUGUGCAAAAUGUUGUUUACUUUUAAUAACCAAUAAAAGGGAAAAAAAAGUG